AUGGAGUCUCAGAAAGUGAUCGACCACUUAUUACUACAUAUUGGAAGGGAAAUGAACAUGGCGAUGCAUACACUUGGUGUAGAGCGCAGUAUAUUUAAAAUUGCCAUCUUCUUCGUUGAACGCGGUGCAAGUUACGACUCCAUCGAUGAAGUCACAGUUAACCUACUCGUCACCGGUAUCGAGCAGUUCUUUGGCAUCGAUUCUUACUCGUGUCUCAUCAUAAUCCCUUUGUCGACAACCUUCGCUUCGGUUAUCGCUUGA
This is a messenger RNA of Rodentolepis nana, 261 nucleotides long. NCBI's taxonomy places the organism in Eukaryota, Metazoa, Platyhelminthes, Cestoda, Cyclophyllidea, Hymenolepididae. The record is from the annotation of a GenBank genome assembly.